AUGACUUCAAACUCGACUGAAUCCGUGGAUCCAAAAUCGUACAUGAUGAAAUCUGAAGUGUUUUCUCAUCCAGGAACCGAUCUCGACACCGAAAUGGGCUCCACUGAAGAUGUUCCUGCUGGGGAAGAGUUGAAAAGAAACAUGAAGGGGCGCCAUAUCAAUAUGAUAGCUAUCGCUGGUAUGAUCGGAACGGGUCUGUUUCUGAGUUCCGGGACUACAAUCGCCCAAGCUGGUCCCGCUGGUGCAUGGCUUGCAUACAUUUUCAUGGGAUUUGUAACCGCAGGGGUUAGCUAUACGACUGGAGAAAUCACUGCGUUCAUGCCAGUGACUGGUGGGUUCGUGCGUCAUGCCACGGCAUUUGUUGAGCCUGCUCUAGGAGCCGCGACCGGAUGGAACUUUUGGUACACAAUGGCUAUCUCAGUGCCAGCGGAACUAAGUGCAGCUGCAACACUCAUCCAAUUCUGGGAUUCGACCACAAAUCCAGCGGUUUGGAUUACUGUGUUCUUAGUCGUGAUAGUAUGCCUCAAUUUCUGUGGUGUGCGAAUGUAUGGUGAAUCCGAAGUUAUUUUCGCUUCCAUGAAGAUUGCUCUCAUCAUUGGUUUAAUUAUUGCAGGACUAGUCGUUGAUCUUGGUGGGGGACCAAAAGGUGAACGACUAGGGUUCACUUAUUGGAAAUCCCCCGGGGCAUUCAACGAAUAUCUAGUCAGUGGUAACACAGGGCGAUUCCUAGCGUUCUGGUCCUCUCUCAUUAGCGCUGCCUUCAGUUAUGGCAAUAUUCAAGUGGUGGCACUUUCGGGUACAGAAACAGGAAAUCCCCGAAAGAUAAUCCCAGAAGCUACGAAGAAGACAUUCUUCCGUGUCUUCUUCUUUUACGUUUUGAGCAUCUUGAUAGUAGGAAUGAUUGUUCCAUACGAUAGUGAAGCUCUAUCUGUUUCUACUGGAACAGCUGCCUCAUCUCCAUUUGUUAUUGCUUUCAAAGCCGCUGGAAUCAAGGUUAUGCCUUCUAUAAUCAACGCUGUUGUCUGUACAUCUGCUAUCAGUAGUGGAUCUGCUUGUAUCUUCCUGGCGUCUCGUGCACUCUAUGGACUGAGUGCGGAUGGCCAUGCUCCAAAGAUCUUUAUGAAGUGCAAUCGAUUUGGUACCCCGUGGUAUGCUGUUGGUCUGAGCGUGCUGCCAUCACCUCUUGUGUACAUGGUCGUUAGUAACCAGGCAUCUGUUGUGUUUGGGUGGUUUGUAAACAUUACUACGGUGGCGGGGCUGAUUGGAUGGGUCGUCAUUGAAGUUACAUAUCUCAGGUUUUUCUACGCCUUGAAGCAGCAGGGCAUUUCUCGAGAUCCUUUACCUUACAAGGGCCCCUUUCAACCUUACGUAGCAUGGAUCACGGGAUUCAUGAUCUUUUUGAUUGUGCUUUUCUCCGGAUAUGCUGUAUUUUUCCCAGGAAAUUUCACUGCUUCUGGAUUCUUGACAUAUUAUGUUAAUAUUGCAAUAUUUUUCGUCCUUUAUGUGUUUUUCAAGAUUUUCCUUAAAUCAAAAAUCAUUCCACUAGAGAGCAUAAACUUUGAAGCUGAGCUAGACUCAAUACGCAGAUGGAAGUAUACAUCCGAGCUCAUGAAAGAGGAGCAAAGUCUCGCGAAAAGACUGUGGAAUAAAGUUUUCUAA
Messenger RNA from Botrytis byssoidea, 1659 nucleotides. RefSeq lists its product as uncharacterized. Gene Ontology annotation, molecular function: amino acid transmembrane transporter activity. Gene Ontology annotation, biological process: amino acid transmembrane transport. The transcript has 9 exons. Lineage: Eukaryota; Fungi; Ascomycota; Leotiomycetes; Helotiales; Sclerotiniaceae. The coding region runs from base 1 to 1659 and encodes 552 amino acids. Gene Ontology annotation, cellular component: membrane. The record is from RefSeq and is a predicted model, not a curated record.